AUGGGUUUUGUAGUGGAAAAGAGCAUGUACAACAUGUGGCGUCAUGGUCAGCCUGCUGGCUCUAGGUACCGUAAGAGGAAAGUCCUUUUGGAAUUGGGUGCCACAUGUGCCUUUGCCUCAGUUGGAACAGUGUGUUGCCAUAUCUGCAAGCUCCCAGGAAGAGUGAUGGGAAUUCGCGUGCUUCGUCUCUCUUUGGUGGUCAUCCUUGUGUUAUUGCUGGUAGCUGGGGCUUUAACCACUUUACUCCCUAAUAUCAAAGAAGACAAGAUGCUCACUUUGCGUAGGGAAAUAAAAUCUCAGGGCAAGCCCACCCAGGAUUCCUUUACUCUGAUAAUGCAGACGUACAACAGAACAGAUCUCUUAUUGAGACUUUUAAAUCACUAUCAGGCAGUUCCAUAUCUGCAUAAAGUGAUUGUGGUAUGGAACAAUGUUGGGGAGAAAGGACCAGAGGAGUUAUGGAACUCCCUAGGGCCUCACCCUGUCCCCGUGAACUUCAAAGCACAGACCACAAACAGGAUGAGAAAUCGACUCCAGGUCUUUCCUGAAGUGGAAACCAAAGCGGUGUUAAUGGUAGAUGAUGACUUGCUAAUUAGCGCCCAGGACCUUGUUUUCGCUUUUUCUGUGUGGCAGCAAUUUCCUGAUCAAAUUGUAGGAUUUGUUCCCAGAAAGCAUGUGUCUACUUCCUCUGGUAUCUACAGCUAUGGAGGUUUUGAACUGCAGACAACAGUGUUUGGAAAUGGUGAUCAUUACUCCCUGAUCCUGAUUGGAGCCUCGUUCUUCCACAGCAAAUACCUGGAACUCUUUCAGAGGCAGCCUGCAGCUGUCCAUGCUUUGUUAGAUGAGACGCAGAACUGUGAUGACAUUGCCAUGAAUUUUAUCAUCGCCAAGCACACUGGGAAGACUUCAGGGGUAUUUGUGAAACCUGUAAACAUAGCCAAUUUAGAAAAAGAAACUACCGGUGGCUACUCUGGAAUGUGGCAUCGAGCUGAGCACUUUCUGCAGAGGUCUUAUUGUAUAAAUAAGCUUGUUAACAUCUAUGACAGCAUGCCCUUAAAAUACUCCAACAUUAUGAUUUCUCAGUUUGGUUUUCCAUAUGCCAAUCACAAAAGUAAAAUGUGA
Budorcas taxicolor (takin) is the source of this 1119-nucleotide messenger RNA. It is a transcript of the gene EXTL2, whose product is annotated as exostosin like glycosyltransferase 2. The transcript is spliced from 4 exons. Bases 1 to 1119 code for a protein of 372 amino acids. The record is from RefSeq and is a predicted model, not a curated record. Gene Ontology annotation, cellular component: membrane. Gene Ontology annotation, molecular function: glycosyltransferase activity. NCBI's taxonomy places the organism in Eukaryota, Metazoa, Chordata, Mammalia, Artiodactyla, Bovidae.